Molecule: messenger RNA, 381 nt
Organism: Hippopotamus amphibius kiboko
Lineage: Eukaryota; Metazoa; Chordata; Mammalia; Artiodactyla; Hippopotamidae
Gene: ATP5ME
Product: ATP synthase membrane subunit e
Exons: 4
Coding region: 113-328 (71 amino acids)
Biological process (GO): proton motive force-driven ATP synthesis
Molecular function (GO): proton transmembrane transporter activity
Source: RefSeq, a predicted model, not a curated record
CGACAGCGCAUGCGCCCGCCCUGGUGCGCUUCUGCCUCUCCAAGGUUUUCCGGGCCCUUGCGGCGUCCUCCUCGAUCCGGCUUGUGCUUCCGGUGCGAAGGUCACGGACAAGAUGGUGCCACCGGUGCAGGUGUCUCCACUCAUCAAGCUCGGCCGUUACUCCGCCCUGUUCCUCGGCGUGGCCUACGGAGCCAAGCGCUACAACUACCUGAAACCCCGGGCAGAGGAGGAGAGGAGGGUGGCAGCUGAGGAGAAGAAGAAGCAGGAUGAACAGAGGCGCAUCGAGAGGGAACUGGCGGAAGCCCAAGAGGACAGCAUAUUGAAGUGAGCCUGCGUUUCUGCGGAGCAGUGUGGAUGAAUAAAGCUUCCUGUGUUGUGUGA